This is a messenger RNA of Salvia miltiorrhiza (redroot sage), 1024 nucleotides long. RefSeq lists its product as uncharacterized. NCBI's taxonomy places the organism in Eukaryota, Viridiplantae, Streptophyta, Magnoliopsida, Lamiales, Lamiaceae. The transcript is spliced from 3 exons. Bases 212 to 871 code for a protein of 219 amino acids. The record is from RefSeq and is a predicted model, not a curated record.
AGGCACGUCGCACAGCCCCACCGUAGAAAAACACACACACACACACACGACACAGAAUCAAGAAUAUGAUCACCAUGAUGUUUAAUAUUGCAAACACAUAAUUAAUUAAGUCAACAUAAUAUAUAUAAGACUAAAUGAGACAGUUCCACAUACAAGUCUGAGCAGAAACAGAAAUAGACGAGAGUUGCUUCUUACACGAGUUGAGGAAGAGAUGCCUGGUUUCUGCAUGAGUCGUGCUGCUACGCGCAUCCGUGCCCGUGUUCGGGUCCGUUCGCCCUCUCAGCAGUACAAGAAAACUGCAAGUUUCAUCAAAGCACAGGACAAGUCAGAUGGGGUCAGUGAGUUCAGCUUCAACAGCUGUCUGCCCGAAUCUGAAUCCGGGAACAGGGUGAUGAUCGUAGUUGACUCCGGCCCCGAAGCUAGGGUGGCGCUCGAGUGGGCACUGUCUCACACGGUCCAAAGCCACGACACGAUUGUUCUGUUGCACGUCGCCAGAAAGGAUGGGAAUACAAACGGGGAGAUUGAUCAAACUGCAUACGAUCUUCUGCACUCCAGCAAAAAUAUGUGUCAGCACAAAAGACCUGAGGUGCAUGUGGAGAUGGCAGUCCGAGAAGGGAAGGACAAGGGUGCUACCAUUCUUGAAGAAGCAAAACGAGUAAGGGUCUCGUUACUGGUUCUUGGACAACGAAAGCAAUCAUUUCUAAGGCGACUACAGAUGAUUUGGGCAAGCAAGAGGAACGGGAGCAGGUUCGUGGAUUAUUGCAUCCAGAAUGCCAAUUGUAUGACAAUCGCAGUUAGAAGGAAAAAUAGGAAAUAUGGAGGAUAUUUGAUCACUACCAAACGUCACAAGAACUUUUGGCUUCUGGCCUAGCCGAGUACCGCGGAAGCAAAGAGCUUUUAAUUCCAAAUGCAAUCAAUUGUAUAAAACAGAAAAACAACAUUUCAUUUCAUAGUGUACUGAAUUUUCUGUCACAAAAUUUCCAAAGAUGAACAAUUUGUAAUUAAAUAGGAUCACAUUAUCAUA